Eimeria mitis is the source of this 1086-nucleotide messenger RNA. RefSeq lists its product as uncharacterized. Lineage: Eukaryota; Apicomplexa; Conoidasida; Eucoccidiorida; Eimeriidae. The transcript has 2 exons. The record is from RefSeq and is a predicted model, not a curated record. Bases 1 to 1086 code for a protein of 361 amino acids.
AUGAAAGGGAUGCUAGGAGAAACGCAGCAGCAAAAGCAACCGCAGCAGCAGCAGCAGCAACAGCAGCAGCAGCAAACGCUGGAUCCCUCUCCAUACCCGUUUCCUGCAGCAGCUGACUCCCCUUCAACCACCACUGCUGCUGCUGCUGCUGCUGCUCCUGCUGCUGCUCCUGCUGCUGCUACUCUUGAUGCUGCAGCAACAGAGCAAAGUGCAUCCACAAAGAUAACAGCAGCAGCAGAUAUGCCGCCGUCCUAUGGAGGGGCUGCUGAGGAAGCAAACGAGCCAGCAGCAGCAGCAGCAGCAGCAGCAGAAGCAGAAGCAGAAGCAGCAGCAGCAGCAGCAGCACAUUCUUCCCCAGCAGCAGAUUCAGAUGAUCUAGCUGAAGCUGUCCCUGCGCUUAUCGAGCAGCAGCAGCAGCAACAGCAACGACUGCAGCAGCAGCAGCAGCAGCAGCAGCGUAUGCAGAGGUCUGGGAGGCAGCAGUUUCUGCUGCUGCCUGAAGACUGGAAUCACUACCAUCAGCAGCAGCUGCAGCAGCAGCAGCAGCAGCAGUUGCUGCUGAUGCUGCAGCACGACGACAUUCGUGCUGCUGCAGCACAUGAGGCUGUUGGUUCUUCUUUUGUUGCAUCAGCAGCGCCAUCAACAGCAGCAGCAACAGCAGCAACAGCAGCAGCAGCAGCAGCAGCAAUAGAACAUACAUCUCCUCUAUAUAAACCCUUGCUGCUGUCUUCUCUCAGCCUCGAGCUGCCGCUGCUGCUGCUGCACUCUGCUGCAUUUCUGCUGCUGUGGACCAUCGCCAAUAAACUGCUGGUGCUGCUGCUACUGGGGAAGCUAAGCCCUAAGAGGACCGCAGCAGCAGCAGCAGCAGCGAAAUAUGCUGCAGGAACUGCAGCAACAGAUGCAGCAGCAACGACUGCAGCAGCAACAACUGCAGCAGCAACGACUGCAGCAGCAACGACUGCAGCAGCAACGACUGCAGCAGCAACGACUGCAGCAACAAAUGCAGCAGCAACAAAUGCAGCAGCAAGAACUGCAGCAGCAUUUGCUGCAGCAACAGCGAAGUUUGCUGUUGGCGAUAUUUGGUGA